AUGGAUUGUGGUGGGACGUCAACGGAAUAUGUGAGCAAGUUCAUUGUGCCUGAAGAAACAACAAUAUCGCAACGAGUUGCGUCAGAUUCUGGAAAAUUUUUGAAAAUGUCUGUCGAUCCUGAUUUCGAUGAUGCGUUCAGUCAAGAAGAUGAGACACAUGCUUCAAUACCAUUAACUAGGGAGCAUAUUCAGAGUACAAGACGUACGAAAGAAGCGAGACAAGGUGGAGGUGUUAAAAUGUCCAUCGGGAAUUGUGACGAAGAGGUGGAAGAAGAAGACGAUGAUGAAACUGACGAAAUGCGAUCAAAACGAAUUGCACAACAAAUGAAACGGUUUCGUGAACAGGAUAAGGAAGAAGAUUUUGACAUUCCCGAAUUGAAUCUAAACGAUGAUGAUGAUGCGAUGAAAGCAUACUUUCGGCAAAGAGUUGAGAAUUUAUUUUCUAAUGAUAACGCUCUUGGGCUAGAUGAUGAACCUGUUGAAUUCAAAAAACCCAAAAUUCUUGAAGGAUAUUUAUGGGGUGCAGUUAUUGGUGGAGGAUCGUAUGGAAAAGUAAAGGAAGUAAUAGAUACUUACUCAUUAACACGGAGAGCUGUAAAAAUAAUGAAGCAUGACAAGAUUAGAAAAAUUCCGAACGGUGCUAUGAAUAUUCGAAAUGAAAUUCGCAUUCUAAACACUCUGAAACAUAAAAAUAUUGUAAAAUUAGUUGAGGUGUUUGAAGUUGUAGCUAAAAAAAGAAUUUAUAUGAUUUUUGAAUAUUGUAUUGGCUCAGUACAGCAAUUGCUUGAACUCGAACCUGCACGGCGCAUUACAGUUGGAGAAGCUCAUUUGAUCUUCUGUGAAACCGUCCGAGGUCUUGAUUAUCUUCAUGCUCUCAGGAUUUCUCACAAAGAUAUCAAACCGGGAAAUUUGCUGAUUGCAAUUGAUUUUACGGUUAAAAUAUGUGAUUUCGGUGUGGCUGAACAGCUUUCCUUGUUUCAAAAUAAUGGUAAUUGCACAAAAGUUAAUGGAACACCGAAGUUUCAACCUCCGGAAUGUGUUGCCGGAUCUCAUGAAUAUUUCGAUGGAUAUAAAGCCGAUAUGUGGGGACUUGGAGUCACGCUUUAUAAUAUGGUAUCCGGAAAAUAUCCAUUCGAUAAAACGGUUCUCAUUCAAUUAUACGAUUCGAUUGCGAAGGACCCGGUUGAAAUGCCGAAGAAUGUUGAAUUAUCUCCACAUCUUCAAGAUUUGAUAUUGAAACUGCUCGAAAAAGACUUCAAAAUUAGAUAUGGAACUUAUGAGACCAUGCUACAUCCGUGGUACAUAACGAUGUUCCCAGAGGAUCAGGGCUUAGGAAGAAUAAUGGAACGAUUGCGUACGGGCGAUCGACCUUUAACUAUGCAGCCAAGUAUGAAGAUUUUGUAUGAUGAACAACCACAAGAUCAGGAUUCGAUUAUUCCUAUUCUAACUGAAGGAGGACAAAUCGAUCGAAGUACUUUCGAUGGAUUUCUUUAUCUCGAAGCUGAUGAAAAUGAACCAAUGGACGAAACUGUUCGGCCAUCGUCGAGAUCAAAUCCAACGUCGGCGCCUCGUCAUGGCGACGGAGCCGUUUCUCGCAACUCGCGUCGUCGCACGCCCAAUAUAUUCAAAUGUUUAAUGAGAAAUCGCACCCAUAGCUCUUAG
Caenorhabditis bovis is the source of this 1662-nucleotide messenger RNA. NCBI's taxonomy places the organism in Eukaryota, Metazoa, Nematoda, Chromadorea, Rhabditida, Rhabditidae. The record is from the annotation of a GenBank genome assembly.